This is a messenger RNA of Ophidiomyces ophidiicola, 1026 nucleotides long. RefSeq lists its product as uncharacterized. Gene Ontology annotation, molecular function: carboxy-lyase activity; hydrolase activity. The coding region runs from base 1 to 1026 and encodes 341 amino acids. The record is from RefSeq and is a predicted model, not a curated record. Lineage: Eukaryota; Fungi; Ascomycota; Eurotiomycetes; Onygenales; Onygenaceae. The transcript has a single exon. Gene Ontology annotation, biological process: secondary metabolic process. Gene Ontology annotation, cellular component: cytoplasm; cytosol.
AUGCUUGGAAAAAUUACGCUUGAAGACCAUUUCAACACCCCUGAGUUUGCCGAGAAGGCAAGAUGGUGGGCUGGGUUCUUCGCGACAGAUCCUGACCGCCACGUCCGCGAAAUCUGCGAUAUCAACAAGAUUCGCAUCCAGUAUGCGGACGAGUAUGGCGUCGGAUAUCACAUUCUCAGCUACACGGCACCUGGAAUUCAGGACAUUACCGACCCCGCUGAAGCCUUGAGAGUUGCCAAGUUCGUCAAUGACUGGACCCAUGAGCAAAUUAAAGACAAGCCAGAUCGUUUCGGCUCUUUCGCCUGCCUCCCCAUGCACGAUCCUGCGACCGCUGCGGCAGAAUUGCGACGAUGCGUUGAGGAGUACGGCUUCAAGGGCGCUCUUGUGAACGAUAACCAAAUUGCUUCAGACGGACAAUCACUCAUAUUUUAUGACAAGCCCGAGUGGGAUGUAUUUUGGCAGACCUGUGUGGAUCUCGAUGUCCCUUUCUACCUUCACCCCAAACAGCCGACCGGCGUUGUCUAUGAUACUCUCUGGGCGGAUCGCAAAUGGCUUGUAGGCCCUCCCCUCAGCUUCGCGCACGGCGUGUCCUUGCACCUGAUGGGCAUGGUUUCGAAUGGCGUUUUCGACCGCAACCCCAAGCUCCAGAUCAUCCUAGGACAUUUGGGUGAACGGCUGCCCUUCGAUCUGUGGCGUAUAAAUCACUGGUUUGAGGAUAUCAAGAAGCCUAUUGGCAUGCCCAUUAAGAGAACUAUCCGCGAUUAUUUCCGGGAGAACAUAUGGAUCACAACAUCCGGCCACUUCUCGACCCCGACUUUAAAGUAUUGUAUUGAGGAAUUUGGUAAUGCGGACAGGAUAUUGUUUAGUACGGAUUACCCAUUUGAAAACUAUAAAGAUGCCUGCACCUGGUUUGAUAAUAUCAAGGGGCUUGAAAAGGGGCAAAAGGUCGCUAUUGGAAGGGAGAAUGCAAAGAAACUCUUCAAGCUGGGAGCGUACAAAGACAGCGAGGCUCCUGUUGAAGACUAA